UCCGCCUCCGCCGCUUGCGGGGCCGGAGGACGUGCGUGGCGGGCGGCCGCCUACUCAUUGCGUGAACGGGCUGCUCACGGAGUGGAGGAGGCGGCGGCGGCCAGCGCCAUUCAAGCCGGCGGCUCAUCGCUCCUCCGCGGCCCUCAGAGGCAGCUUUUCUCCGGAAAGAAAUGCACGUUCUUUCCUGGCACGGCGUGUCCAAGCGCCUUCCCCUCGCUGUUCUCCUCCCAACAGCCCUGUGAGGUGGGCCAGGUGUGGAGCCCACUUCCCCUCGAGGAGCUCAAGGGCGCAUGCGCGGACCCCUUUUCACCCUCGCAACAGCCCUGCAAAGCAGGCUAAGCAAAGAGGAACAUGGCCCACGGUUGCAUAGCGAGCAGCACGCAGAUCUGGAUUCAGCUUACAAUACAGAAGAUAGAGAAAUGGUAUUCUGUCUAAAAAGAGGGCCAUUGGAUGCUUGUGAGGCAUGAUUCCUAGAGUUCCAAAAGCAUGGACCUGCCUGUGGAAAAAUGGAAGGUUUACGUUAGUCAGAAAUGGACUUCCCUGGAGCCUUCACUGAAGGAGAAGCUGCUUUGUCCCACGUCACUCAAGGACAACUUCCUUGCGUUCUUGACUCUCCUCCAGCCUGAAGAUGAAGAAUAUUUGCUCAGCCUGUCCAGAUACUACUCUGUGAAAAAAGAUCCUGCCUUGGCGCUUUCUUGCAAGGAGGCUGGGAAUGAAAUGUUUCGGAAAAAGGAGUACAGGACAGCAGCAGUGCUGUAUUCCAGGGCUUUGUCCCACACAGAGACUGGCAGUCCAGAAAUGGCCAUAUGUUAUGCUAACCGCUCUGCGGCCCUUUUUCACCUGGGCCAGUUUGAGGAUUCUUUGGAAGACAUUAGAUGGGCAGAGGAAGAGGGCUACCCAGACAGGUUAUACACGAAGAUUUUGCUGCGGAAGGCUGAGUGUCUCCUUUCUCUAGGAAAAUUUAAGGAAGCGGCAGACGCCCUCAGCUUUGUGGAGAACAAGAUGUCUGUAGACCAGAGCCUGAAAGCUACCGGCCACCAGUUGCUGCUUAGUAAGCUCAAUCAGCUGAAAGUCAAAGCCGGCAAGGAGAACAGUAGCUCAGUCUGCCGGCCUGCCGUGCCUGGCCAGGCCCAGAGGCCCCUGGAGCCCUGGGAGAAAAGUGACCGGAUUCCGUGUGCUUCGCCCUCAGUCUGCUUGAGCUUUUCCACCCGCAAAGGGCGCCAGUUAGUUGCCGCCAGGGAGAUCCUUCCCGGCGAGAUCCUCGUGAGGGAAGAGGCUUUUGUGAGCGUGCUGCAUCCAGGAGAAAGCUUCCUGCUCCGAGGCAGCGCCGAGGCCGUGCUAUGCUGGCAGCUUGCUAGCAAAGACCUGCACUGCCACCGCUGCCUGAAGGGAGCGCUGGCGCUUGUUCCCUGCCAGGGAUGCAGCUACGCCAAGUACUGCAGCCCCGGGUGUGCCCGGCUGGCAUGGGAGAGCUACCACAGGAAGGAGUGUCCCCUCGGCGGGCUGCUCCUUGCCCUGGGCGUCUUCUGCCAUGCCUCCCUCAGAGCCGUUCUGGUGGCCGACUGCGCAGAGCUCAGCGCUUUAGUGGCGCAGUCACGCGAGGAGGGCACGGUGGAGCCCGGGGCCGAGGCGCACGCUCCCCGGGCUGCCACGGAGAGGGCUCCCGCCCCCAUUCCCGGAUGUGAUGCCGACGGACGAUACUGCAGCGCCUACAAAGCUGCCUUCAGCCUUCUGACGCACACCGAGAAGCACAGCCCGGAGUUCAGGUUCCUCUGCGGCCUGAGCGUCGCUGCCUUGUGCAGGAGACUCGGAGAUGUUGGUCUGGAGGCUUCGAUUCCCGGGAAAGACAUGUCGGAGGACCAAGAAGAACCGAGCGCUGCUCUGGUGCCUCCUGCCUUGAGCGUCUUGGGGGAGGCCAUGCUGAGACACAUGCUGCAGCUGCAGUGCAAUGCGCAGGCGGUGACCGUUCUCCGCGCGUCAGGAUCUGAAGACAAGCUGGUCGCUAGCAGUGAGCAGGUGCGCCUGGCCACAGCCAUCUUCCCAGUGGUUAGUCUUCUGAACCAUUCCUGUGAUCCGAACACCAGCGUGACCUUCAGCUGCAGCACUGCCGAAGUCCGGGCUCUGCAGCCGAUCGCCAGAGGGCAGGAGAUUCUCCACUGCUAUGGGCCUCACAGGCGCAGAAUGGGGGCCGCCGAGCGACGCAGGCGGCUCCUUGCUCAGUAUUUCUUCGAAUGUCGCUGCCCAGCCUGCUUGGAGGAGCUGCGGCCCGGUUUCGGGAACAGAGCCUCCCCCGCCCAAGGCUGCCUCUUUCGCUGCCCUGACUGCCGGAUGCCCAUGCAGGAAGAAGGAGGCCUCCUCCGUUGCUCCAGCGGGGCCUGCGAAGCACUCGUCCCCGAGGACGACGUCCAGCACCAGCUGCGGGAUCUUAAGCAGCGGACUGAGACAGCCUUGGAGCUUUUGGAGCACGGGGAGCCAGGGCAGUCAGUGGAGUUGCUGCAGAAAUGCAGGCUGGAUGCCAAGCGAUUCCUCUCUCCGGCGCACCUGGCCAUGGGUGAGAUUGAGGAUCGUCUGGCCCAGGCAUACGUUACCAUGGGGAAGUGGCCUGAAGCCGCAGGGCAUGUGCGUCGCAGUGUGCAGGCCGUGGAAGCCCAUUACGGGCCUUCCAGCAUAGAAGCAGGACAGGAACUCUUCAAACUGGCACAGAUCCUCUUUAAUGGGCGUGCCGUGUCGGAAGCCCUGCACACCAUCCGGAAGGCCGAGGCGAUCUUAUCCACGCACUUGGGUUCCCGGAGCUCCCAGGUCCAAGAACUGCAAGAGAUGAAGGCUUGCCUGGAAGAGCUGCUCGGAGCCUCCACUGCAGCAGCAGCCAAGAUGGCGUAAGUGGAAUUCACAGACCCCCACCAGCUAGGCUGCUGCUCAGCUUUGCCCUUGCCGGGAGGUGAAGUCGAAACGAUGGGGCACAUACCUCUCACACAUUGGACAGUUUGGAGAGAAAAUCAUGCGUUCAGAUCAUUGUGGUCAUCCCUUUAGGCUUGAAAAAAACAUCCCUAUCUCUGUUUACUGUUUGUCGGGGCACCAGGAAGCCUCCCGAUAACCAUCUGGCACAUUCAACACUGUCUUCCUUUGCAGGAAGUUUUGUGGAGCCUUCUUAUCACCACAUGUUUUGAGCAAAGAUGCCCGGGGUGGAAACUGAUGCCUUCCGCACGCACAGCACACUCUCUCCACAUUCUCCCCACCCCUCCCAUGAAGCUGCUGCCAUCUUUGCCAAGGUUGCGUGUGUAUAAGGUGAUGGAGACCUGAAACUGGUAGAGGAGCCCAGAAAGGGGGGAGGGGGAGCAGGUAUUCGUGAAUGGGAGAAGGGGACCCACUCUGCUUCUGGAAUUCAUGGGGGUCUUGAGCACUGUGCGUUGCAAAGAGGUAGGGCAUUUCCGGCUCCUUUCCUUCAGUGACUUCCUCUUCCUUCUCUGAGGACAGAAGAAGUAACCUCACCGAGUAACAAAAUUAGAAGCUACUUAUUGGUCUGCAAAGCUGGGUAGCAGAGAUGCUGGUGAGCAAACGGAGGACACACCUGUUUGCACCCCUAGGAGCCCCCCAAAAGAGGGCCUCACGCUGCGAGGGGCAGCUGUGGUCGGCAGGUGAAGUGGCCCCUCGUGCCGGCUCAUCUAGGCUACAAGAACAUUGGCUGGUUGCUCCACUGCUCCCCACAAGGGGACAACAUUGCCAGUUAGUUGUGAGGACACUGUGUUGUGUUUCCUGCCCCGAGAGUCCCCCUGAACAGGGCAGCAAGGAAGGGGGGUGGCCUGCCUCUUCUCGGCUUCCUCUCAGUGGCUACCUCCCUUGGCACUUCCUCUGUCGGGAGCCUUGGUAAAAGAUGUUCUGACCCAGUGUGAGAGUUGUUCUCGGGAGAGUCCUCUGACCCAAUGCGAGAGCUGCUCAUUAUGGCAGAAGCACUUUUAU
Varanus komodoensis (Komodo dragon) is the source of this 3957-nucleotide messenger RNA. RefSeq names its product SET and MYND domain containing 4 (gene SMYD4). Bases 487 to 2880 code for a protein of 797 amino acids. The transcript has 12 exons. Gene Ontology annotation, molecular function: protein binding. The record is from RefSeq and is a predicted model, not a curated record. NCBI's taxonomy places the organism in Eukaryota, Metazoa, Chordata, Lepidosauria, Squamata, Varanidae.